AUGGAGCCCGGGCCGCGCCGGCGGCGACGAGGGAGUCACCACCUGGUGGCAGCGUUCCUGCGCGACCCGGGCUCUGGGCGCGUCUACAAGCGCGGGAAGCUGAUUGGCAAGGGCGCCUUCAGCCGCUGCUACAAGCUCACGGACAUGUCCACCAGCACCGUGUUCGCCCUCAAGGUGGUGCCCCGCCGCAGUAGUGGGGCUGGGCAGCUGCGUCCGCUAGGGAAGGUGGAACGUGAGAUCGCCCUGCACAGCAGCCUGCGUCACCGCCACAUCGUGGCCCUGCAUGGACACUUUGCCGACAGUGACCAUGUGUACUUGGUGUUGGAAUACUGUAGCCGCCAGUCCCUGGCCCACGUGCUCAGGGCACGACAGACAUUGACGGAACCUGAGGUGCGUUACUACCUGAGGGGACUGGUCAGCGGCCUGCGCUACCUGCACCGGCGACGCAUUGUGCACCGGGACCUGAAGCUAAGUAACUUCUUCCUGAAUAAGAACAUGGUGGUGAAGAUUGGAGACCUGGGGCUGGCCGCCAAGCUGGGGCCAGGGGGCCGUUGCCGCAGAGUGCUCUGCGGGACCCCAAACUUCCUGGCCCCCGAGGUCAUCGCCAGGAACGGGCACUCCUGCCAGUCGGACGUCUGGGCCCUGGGCUGCAUCAUGUACACCGUGCUGACUGGCACCCCCCCUUUCACGGCCGCCCCCCUGUCGGAGAUGUACAAGAACAUCCAGGCUGCCCGCUACCCAGAGCCCUCCCACCUCUCGCCCCCCGCGCGCCGCCUCAUCGCCCGCCUGCUGGCACCCAACCCGGCCGAGCGGCCCAGCCUGGACCUGCUGCUGCAGGAUGACUUCUUCACGCAGGGUUUCAGUCCAGACCGGCUGCCGGCCCGCUGCUGCCACAGUCCGCCCGUCUUCGCCUGCCCCCAGCCCCUGGGCGGGCUGCUCCGGAAGGUGGGCCGGCUACUGCUGCCCCAGUGCGGGCCCCCCUGCCCCUUCACCUCCGAAGACGGGCUGGACCCCGACUCCAUGGAGUGGGGUAGCCAGGCCUCUGUGACCCCCACCUGCGUGCUCACACAAGGGACCCUUGGCGCUGGUCCGGAAGGGCCUGCAGGGAGCCUGCAGCCGGAGGUCGCAGCGGCCAUCCACAGACUGCAGCUUUGCCUGGACGCUGCCUGGCCCGCCCCCCAGGACCCCCCAGGAGAGCAGCGGCCCCUGCUCUGGGCCCCCCUGUGGGCGGACGACUCCAGCAAGUAUGGCUUCGGCUACCAGCUGUCGGACGGGGCCAGCGCUGUCCUGUUUCGGGACGGCACCCACAUGGCAUUGCGUCCCUCCACUGGCCGAGUAUGCUAUGUGCCACACCGGGGACAGCUGGAGAUGUUCGCACUUAGGGACACUCCAAGCCCGCUGGGCGCCAAGCUGGCUGUGUUGCGGCUCUUCACCUGCUCUAUGCAGAGGCGUCUGCGGGAGCAGGGAACCCUACCAGCAACUUCGCCAGCACCUGAACCCGGCCUUUGCCUGUUGAGCUUCUUUGCAUCCCAGCAGGCACUGCUUCUGCUGUUCAGUGACGGAACCGUGCAGGUCAGCUUCGGCAGGGGCCAGGCUCACAUGGUGCUGAGUGGCCAUGGCGAGGGGCUGUGGCUGACUCGCUGGGAGCAGGGCCCACCGGGUGCCUGUUACUCGCUGGACAGCCUGAGGCGCCACGGCUGCACGUCAGCCACCCGCCGGCAAUUGGGCCAUGCGCUGCACCUGCUACAGAGCACCCAAGGCUCCUGA
Messenger RNA from Ochotona curzoniae (black-lipped pika), 1767 nucleotides. It is a transcript of the gene PLK5, whose product is annotated as polo like kinase 5 (inactive). Gene Ontology annotation, cellular component: spindle pole; centrosome; cytoplasm. Bases 1 to 1767 code for a protein of 588 amino acids. Gene Ontology annotation, biological process: mitotic cell cycle; regulation of cytokinesis; protein phosphorylation. NCBI's taxonomy places the organism in Eukaryota, Metazoa, Chordata, Mammalia, Lagomorpha, Ochotonidae. Gene Ontology annotation, molecular function: ATP binding; protein binding; protein serine/threonine kinase activity. The record is from RefSeq and is a predicted model, not a curated record. The transcript is spliced from 15 exons.